AUGAGCCCCCCGAAUUCAGCCUUCUUUAAAAACACCACGGUUGACAAUAUUGUGAAACCUGACUUUUUUUUCAUCACUGGUUUUGCUGGUAUUCCCCACACAAAAUACUAUUAUGUCUUCUUGUGUUUCGUUUAUGCUCUGACUCUACUGGGAAACACUUUUAUCAUGUUUGUGAUUUACACUGACCAGUGUCUUCACAGUCCAAAAUAUAUAGCAGUUUUUAAUUUGGCUGUAGCCGAUUUAUGUGAAAGCACUGCAUUCAUUCCUCAGUUGAUUGACACCUUCCUGUUUAAAUCACACUUAAUCUCCUUUGAGGCCUGCUUGACAAAUAUGUUUUUUGUUUUUUGGUUUCUCCAUAUGCAGUCUUUCACUCUAACUCUUCUGUCCUAUGAUCGAUGUGUUGCAAUAUGCUUUCCACUGAGAUACAAUGAGAUUGUGACUAAGAAAUCAAUGUUGGUCAUCACAGUCAUAUUAUGGAUUAUUGGAGCACUGGGCAUUCUUUUAGCUCUGAUUUUUUUCACCAGACUGUCAUUCUGCAAGUCCAAUGUGAUACACAGUUAUUUCUGUGAUCCCGGACCCUUGCCACAUUUAGCGUGCAAUGAUAACAGUAUAAGUAUUCUGAUUAAUUGGAUAAAUCCUGUUAUAAUUCUUUGGAUUCCAGUACUUUUUAUCAUCGGCACAUACACCUGUAUAGCCAGAGCAUUAUUGAAAAUCGCAACAGCCUCUGACCGUUUCAAAGCCAUGAAAACCUGCAGCUCUCAUUUGAUCUUGGUGAGUGUGUUUUAUCUUCCUUUGUGCUUCUCCUUUGCACUGUUCUCAAUCACUCACCCAAACGCCAGGAUCAUUAACAUGUCUCUGGCGACUGCCCUGCCACCUAUGCUGAAUCCAAUCAUCUACUCACUGAUGACAGAAGAAUUCAGAGAAUCCAUUAAAAAGCUGUACAGACGAAAUAAGAUACACAUUACUAGGCAGAGGGAAAUUUUCAGCAAGUGUGUAGAGAACCCCCAGGACAUCAUGCCCUGA
This is a messenger RNA of Conger conger (European conger), 1023 nucleotides long. RefSeq names its product olfactory receptor 1468-like. Gene Ontology annotation, biological process: G protein-coupled receptor signaling pathway. The record is from RefSeq and is a predicted model, not a curated record. Gene Ontology annotation, cellular component: membrane. Bases 1 to 1023 code for a protein of 340 amino acids. The transcript is spliced from 3 exons. Gene Ontology annotation, molecular function: olfactory receptor activity; G protein-coupled receptor activity. Lineage: Eukaryota; Metazoa; Chordata; Actinopteri; Anguilliformes; Congridae.